Eleginops maclovinus (Patagonian blennie) is the source of this 1144-nucleotide messenger RNA. Its product is annotated as anaphase-promoting complex subunit 10-like. Gene Ontology annotation, biological process: anaphase-promoting complex-dependent catabolic process; protein K11-linked ubiquitination. Gene Ontology annotation, cellular component: anaphase-promoting complex. Lineage: Eukaryota; Metazoa; Chordata; Actinopteri; Perciformes; Eleginopidae. The record is from RefSeq and is a predicted model, not a curated record. The transcript has 5 exons.
AUGGCGACUCCGAGUAAGACCCCCCCCGGAGUCGACCCGAAGCAGCUGGAGAGGACCGGGAUGGUCCGAGAGAUCGGAUCCUAGGCGGUGUGGUCCCUGUCCUCCUGUAAACCUGGGUUUGGAGUGGAUCAGCUGAGAGACGAUAACCUGGAGACGUACUGGCAGUCGGACGGCUCUCAGCCUCACCUGGUCAACAUCCAGUUCAGGAGGAGAACGACGGUGAAGCUGCUGUGUAUCUAUGCAGAUUAUAAAUCAGACGAGAGCUACACCCCCAGUAAGAUCUCCGUCAGAGUGGGAAACAACUUCCACAACCUGCAGGAGAUCCGGCAGUUAGAGAUGGUGGAGCCCAGCGGCUGGAUCCACAUCACGCUGAUGAACCAGUAAUUAGGAUGUAUGUCAGACAGACGGACGGACGGACGGACGGACGGACGGACGGAAGGAAGGAAGGAAGGAAGGAAGGAAGACCACUGAGCUAUAUUACUGCAACCUGUUGGUGAUGCAUUCAUGUGGAGUUACUGGAUCACAUGACCAGGACCAAACUCAAAAAGACAACCAAGGACCAAGAAUAUUUAUCUGUUUUGUUUUUGCAUUGUAUUUGUUCAUUUUUAAUUUAAAAAAUCUGAAUUUUACAUAAACAAGUUUUUAAUCCCAACAUGAAUUUCAAUUACAUUUUCCUCAAUUUAUUUUUGUAGUUUUAGUAAAACAUUAUUAUAUUAUUACUUUAUUUUCUAACCAUUUUAUAGUAUUUAUUUUUUCUUAUUUUAAUUAUUGAAAUUUUCUAAAUAUACUUUUUUAUUUUAGUAUUUUAAUAAUUUGACACUUGAAUCUGUUUUUAUUUUAUUGUAUUAUUCUUAUAUUCAUUUUAUUUAUUGUCUCAGUUUUUUUCACUUCCUUCGGAGGUGUGGGGGGCGUCCCUUUAAGGCUGGCCAGCCCGGUAGCCCCUCAUCACUGACAGGGGCGGUCCAUCUGAGGUGCAAAAAACACACGAUAUUGCGCAAUAAAAUGAGUUGCAAUCCAUAGGCGAGUGCAAUUGACAAAAAGGGGAGACAUGAGGCAAACGGUUCUGGGAAAAAAGUCAGAAUUCCGAGUUUGAAGUCAAAACAUUUCACACCCAAAAUGUGUCAUUAAAAAUAUGUUUAUUUAU